UAUCAGUUUAAAGUGUAUCAUUUCGUGGAUGCUGCACUAAAUGUUCACUGUAUCUAAAUGAGCUGGUUAGAUUGAGAGAGAGACGAACUAAAACUCGUCUUAUUUGUAAAAGAAUAACAAAAAAUGGUGAUUGUGGAUAAUAUAGUGGGGAAAUUAUACCCGCUUGUGAUAAACGAAGGCAUUAAAGAACAUGAAAUAAACGAAUGGAGAUUAUUAGGACAAGAAAAGGACAGUGUAAUUCUUUUUAGUUGGGUUGAGAAAGGUGAAAAUUUACCCCCAUCAACUCACAUAGGAACAUAUAAAUGCGCAGAAAAUGUGUUCAAAAAAAUCUUUUCUUUACCCAAAAUCGAAAAUGUUAUUCAAGCAACCAUAAACACCGAUCAUACACUAUUAGGGUAUGUAAUAAAAACUACCAAAGAAGACGACGAGGUUGUUUAUCGUCCAUUUUUGGUUAAAAUCGGGGAAAACUGCGAAGAACCAAGCUGCGAUUUAAAAAUCGAAAGAACCAAGCAAGUUAUGAUACAAUUUUUAUAUUACAAAAGAUCGAUUCUAAAUGAGAAUCCCACGGAAAAGUUAUUAGUUUUUAUUCAUGAAGAAUGUAUAAUGCAGUAUACUUUAACAAACGAAAUCAUCAAAAUGGUAUUAAAUCCAGAUAAAUUUCAUGUUGAGACGAUGGUUAAAAUUUUUUUAUGGGCCCAAUGGGACGCCGUUCAUCAAACGCUUUAUUACAUUCAUCAUAGAAAACCUAUAAGAAGUUUUGUUGAUGGGGAAGAUUCAGAUUUUCAUGUUUGUAGUCAAAAUAGUAAUACAUCACCAACUUUAUCUGGGAUGCAAUUCCAUGAUGAUUUACCAUACGAAUCAGUUUUGAAUAUACCGUUAAAUUUACCACAUUUAUCAUUUGCUGAAACAACUUGUAAUUUGUAUGAAGAUGACACCGUUCCUUUGCGUAUUCAUAAUUGUUCAUUGGAUUUAAUUGUUUUAACAGAUCCGGAUGGAGGAGUCUGUGUUUGUCAUCAUUAUUUAUACCAGCCUGUUAAAUCUUCUUAUAAACUUGAAGAUGAAGAUGAAUGUCCGGUUAAUUUUGCUUAUUCAGUAACAGUUCUUCACCACGGAUGUAUAAUUCAUUGUGUUAUACCAGGAAUUCCUUGGAAACAAGCUAAAUGCAUAAGACCUUUAUUUAUGUUUUAUGGUGAUCACAUGUUAGUAUCAAUUCCAAGUCUUUGUAUACAUCUUUUAGACAUUGGAUUUCUUCACGAACCAUGUUGCCACAUAGUUUUAAACGAUAACAACACUCCGAGUAUGGAUUUAAAUAAAAUCUCCUUGACCACAAUAAGAGGUUUAGGUGAUUCUAAUUUUGCAUUGAACGUGCCAACUUUAGACAUAAUCGAUUUUCACCUACCCACAAAAGAACUAGUCGAUACUUUUAAAUCAAUAAAUUCCCUGGAAAAUCGUUUAUCAAUUUUGCAUUAUUUAAUAGUUCACCGAAAUGAAGCUGAAGCGGUCGUCGAAUUGGUACAGUUUUAUAUCGAACAACAAAUUAUUGUAGGAACACCGCAAAUUUUUAAAGAAUUUUUAAUUGGUAAUUGUUACGCCUCCGUUUGUCGUACUUUACCAAGUGAUGCCAACCAAUUAAUUGAGUUACUUCCGGUUACAACUCAAGCGACUGGUUGCGAUGUGGAAGUUGAAGUUAACGAAAAAGUUAGAGUUUGUAUCUCUCAAGAUGCUCUAUGGAACGCUUCAAUGAUGUUGCUAUCGCCGCAGCAAAGAGUCGUUCCUUAUAGAGUUGAUAUUUGGGUUAAAUUGUGGGAAAGACUAUUGAAAAAUGCCAAAUCAAAACAAAAGUUUCGGCCUGCUCAAGUUGCUGAAAAGUUACUUGUAUCUUUAGUUUGUUAUCAACCUGAAGCUUUAUCUAGAUCAACAACACCAAUGUCGCCGAUUCCUUCAAGCAACUUAACCAAUUUACCUAAAGAUAUAGCUUCAAUAAAAAAUCCUGUGGGUUCUUUACCAUUUUAUGAAGUUGAAAGUUGUACAGCAAGUAAACAAGAACAUAUUAUUUCAGUUAAUUUGCGCGAAUUAAGUAUGCAUUUACUUAAACAAUCAACGGAUAAUAAAAUAAGCCGGUUCCAAUGGCAAUCACAAACUCCAAUGCAUGUUCACGCAGUAGCUACAAGAUAUGUUGGUGCUCAACUCGAACAAUCUCGAAAUCUUUGUCAAAUUUUAUGUAAAGCAUGCGUUAAAGCUUUAUGUACCGAAGAAAAAGGAUUUUUAUUUAUUGAUCAACUUCCGGAAGAAUUACGUUUUAUUCUUUUUACAACUCUAGAACAAUAUUGUUUGGCUAUUGAAUCGAUUGCUUUUCCACUACCUUUGGGAUUUACAUCGUUUUUUACAUUUCUGGGUUACAGAACACUAGAAUAUGACAUUUUCUUACAAUAUGUACAAAGACAUGUUUUUGAAUUGCAAAUUGAUGUUAUGAAAAUUAUUAUGACUGACAUGGAUGACACCACAGAAAAUAUAAAAAGAAAAUUAUCAUUAUUAUCAUUUCUACCAAGAAUGCGAGCAAAACGUUUGUUAAAUCAAUGGCAUCAUCCAGUUAGUUUAAUGAUAAGAGCCAGAGAACAUGCUACAAAUAUUCUAUCGGGUGUGGAGGGUCAAAAUGUACGAUUAAGUGCUUCUCAGAAGACCACCAAAUACCAAUUGGGUUUUGCAGCUUUUCCAACACACGACAGAUUGUCUCCAUUAGACACAUUCUUGGAUUUACUAACAGCUAAAGCAAGUCUAAACGAAUUAGACUUUGGAUUAUUAAUCGAAGCAACAAUUUCAUCCAUCGACAAUGUUUAUUAAAAAAAAUAGUAUUCUAAUAA
Messenger RNA from Onthophagus taurus, 2861 nucleotides. It is a transcript of the gene pigeon, whose product is annotated as gamma-secretase activating protein pigeon. NCBI's taxonomy places the organism in Eukaryota, Metazoa, Arthropoda, Insecta, Coleoptera, Scarabaeidae. Gene Ontology annotation, biological process: positive regulation of amyloid-beta formation. Gene Ontology annotation, cellular component: trans-Golgi network. The record is from RefSeq and is a predicted model, not a curated record.